AGGGGGCUGGGCAGGACAGGAAAUGUUCACAUAGUUCCUUUGCCUUUUUUUGUGAAAUUGCCAGCCCUGCGCCUGGAACUGGUUUGGGAGGAGGCUGGGAUCCCAGGCUUUCCUGUCCUCUCCGGGAAGCCAGAGCUGGAGUGCGCCAUUCCCAGGGAAGGAGCGCCCUCUAGUGCUGGGGAGAGGGAAGGCUGGAGGAAGGGACCGCGCCAGAGGCCAAGUCUGGAGGAGAAGGAGCUGCCAGCCAAUGAGGAGCCAGCGGACUGCACCCUGACCUGCUGGGCGGGGACAGCGCAGGGUCCACAGGUAUUGCUGAGUCUCUGAGUGUUUCUUCUUCAGAGUCCCCCUCCAGGAGAGGGGGCUGGACUCCACCAAAUGGAGAGUUAAGGACUGCCGCUUGCCUAAGGGCUGCUAAACAUACGGUUCCCAUCGGUGUGCUGGGCCCCUGUGAGGAUGCUGCCCUGGCUUCUCGUCUUCUCUGUUCUGGGUCUCCAGUCCUGUGGUGUUUCCUCCUGGGACAAAGCACACACAACACAGGUGUCGGAGGGUCUGCAGGCCUUGUUUGGCAACAUCUCCCAGCUCAUUGAAAAAGGCAAACUCGGUCUUGAUGAUGUCUUCACCAUGGUCUCUCGCAAGGAAUGGGGGGCAGAAGCUGUUGGCUGCAGCUCUCAACUGAUCAUGCCGGUGGAUGUCCUCGUCACACAUCAUGUCCCUGGGCUGGAGUGCCACGACCAGGCGGUUUGCAGUCAGAGGCUGCGGGAACUGCAGGCCUAUCAUGUCCACAGCAACAGUUGGUGUGACGUGGCCUACAACUUCCUGGUCGGGGACGAUGGCAGGGUGUAUGAAGGUGUUGGUUGGAACGUCCAAGGCUCGCACACCCAAGGCUACGGCAACAUUUCCCUGGGCGUCGCCUUCUUCGGCACCAAGGAAGGCCUCAGCCCCAGCCCUGCCGCCCUGUCAGCCAUGAAGGACCUGGUCUCUUAUGCUGUGCAGAGGGGACACCUGUCACCUAGGUACACCCAGCCACUUGUUGUGAGAGGCGAGAACUGCCUGGCUCCUCCCCCAAAGGCAAGGCUGAGGCACGCUUGCCCUAGCAUUGUCCCUCGGUCUGCUUGGGGGGCCAGGGAGACCUACUGUCCCAAGAUGACCCUUCCUGCUAAGUACGUGGUCGUCCUCCACACUGCUGGGAGGACCUGCGGUGUGUCUGACGAGUGCCGCCUGCUGGUGCGAGACCUCCAGUCCCUCUUCAUGGACAGACGCCAUGCCUGCGACGUGGGGUAUAACUUCCUCGUGGGCCAGGAUGGUGCCGUUUAUGAAGGGGUCGGCUGGAAUGUUCAAGGCUCCCGAACCCCUGGCUACAAUGACAUUGCCUUGGCCAUCUCGUUCAUGGGCACCUUUACAGGUACUGCGCCCAAUGCUUCUGCGCUGGAGGUGGCCAAGGACUUGAUCCAGUGUGCUGUGGUCAAGGGGUACCUGGCCCCCAACUACCUGCUGGUAGGCCACAGUGAUGUGGCCAAUACUCUGUCCCCGGGACAGGCUUUGUACAACAUAAUCAAGACUUGGCCUCACUUCAAACAGUGAGGGAGGCCCCAGCUCCUGAGACUGCUCAACCUGCUGCUAGGUCUCUGUCCUCACUUCCCACCCAUCUUGUCCCCCUCCUCUGCAAGUCCCACCUUGCCUCCCUUUCGCAGGUUGGGGUGAUACAGUCCUUUCCUACUACCGUCCUGCAGCAUCCUGUAGGUUGGGCCCUCACGGCGCUCCACGUCUGGGCCCCGUUCCCCUCUCUUCACCUUCUUCAUCCCUGGGCACCUCCUGUUCAGCCGGGAGAGUCGAUGGGCGAUGGUCCUCUGCCUGGUGCGUCUUCCCCUGAGGUCUGCCUGGAAGCUGCCGACUCUCACCCAUCGCCAGGCCUGUGUGCCCACUCCUUCCCUCUGCUCACACGUUGACUUGUACAGACUCGGGUGCAGCUGUUACUGAAGGGCUGUCAUUAUCAGAGUGGUUUCUGUCCUCUCUCCCAGACCAUGAGCUCUCCAAGGGAAGGAGCUGAGAUUUAUUGUCCCUUUGUCUUGUGUCAGUUCUUUACCCAUGUCUGGAAUUCAGUAGGUGCCUUAGGUGUUUGUUGAAGAAAUGGAUGAAAGAGUGGAUGGGUUCCUGGUCACCUGGCCAUUUUGCUCCAUCAUCUCCUCUUUGGGAAGCCCUCGGGGAUUGUGCCCUGGUCCACCACUAUUCUCUCUUAGUCUGAGGCUCUGAGCUGGCUCUGGGGGCUUUUCUGAACUGAGUGCUAUGUCUUUAGAGUCCCAUGUCCCUGUCUCUCCAAAGCACCCUGAGGGAAGGGACUGUGUGCUCCUUCACAGGCAGAGAGGAGCUGUGACCACACACACUCCCCAGUGCCUGUGGCCUGCCUGUGCCUGGCUGGCCCCACUGGGUGCUGGGCAGAGUGAGGACCCAGAGCCCUGGCCCUCUCAGCCCUCCCUGGACUCUUCAUCUUACUUAUUGGAAGCACAUGAAACAUUUUCUGUAGACAUGAAUAAAAGGAAUAAAAUAUGUGGUUUGUCUAAAAUA
This is a messenger RNA of Marmota monax (woodchuck), 2562 nucleotides long. RefSeq names its product peptidoglycan recognition protein 4 (gene Pglyrp4). Gene Ontology annotation, molecular function: zinc ion binding; N-acetylmuramoyl-L-alanine amidase activity. The transcript is spliced from 10 exons. The record is from RefSeq and is a predicted model, not a curated record. Lineage: Eukaryota; Metazoa; Chordata; Mammalia; Rodentia; Sciuridae. Gene Ontology annotation, biological process: peptidoglycan catabolic process. The coding region runs from base 454 to 1581 and encodes 375 amino acids.